Passer montanus (Eurasian tree sparrow) is the source of this 3661-nucleotide messenger RNA. It is a transcript of the gene CRTC1, whose product is annotated as CREB regulated transcription coactivator 1. Gene Ontology annotation, cellular component: nucleus; cytoplasm. The transcript is spliced from 15 exons. Gene Ontology annotation, biological process: positive regulation of transcription by RNA polymerase II; protein homotetramerization. The record is from RefSeq and is a predicted model, not a curated record. Gene Ontology annotation, molecular function: cAMP response element binding protein binding. Lineage: Eukaryota; Metazoa; Chordata; Aves; Passeriformes; Passeridae. Bases 10 to 1962 code for a protein of 650 amino acids.
GGCCGGCGCAUGCGCGCGGCUCCCCCUCGGCCGCGGGGAGGGGGAUGCGGACGGGGGAAGAUGGCGGCCUCGAACAACCCGCGGAAAUUCAGCGAGAAGAUCGCGCUGCACAACCAGAAGCAGGCGGAGGAGACGGCGGCCUUCGAGGAGGUCAUGAAGGACCUGAGCCUGACCCGCGCGCACCGGCUACAGCUGCAGAAAACCCAAUAUCUGCAACUGGGGCAGACUCGUGGCCAGUACUACGGGGGGUCACUGCCAAAUGUGAAUCAGAUUGGGAACAGUGCCAUGGAUCUCCCCUUCCAGCACAACGGAGCUCUGGCUGAAGCCUUUGGAGCAGUUCCUGUCUCUUUGACCCCGUUCCAGUCGUCAGCGCUGGACACGAGCAGGACCACGCGGCACCACGGGCUGGUGGACAGGGUGUACCGGGAGCGGAACCGCCUGGGCUCGCCGCACCGCCGCCCGCUCUCCGUGGACAAGCACGGCCGGCAGGUGGACAGCUGCCCCUAUGGCACCGUGUACCUGUCACCGCCGUCGGACACCAGCUGGAGGAGGACAAAUUCUGAUUCUGCCUUGCACCAGAGCACCAUGACUCCAGCUCAGCAGGAAUCCUUUUCAGGAGGGUCCCAGGACAUGCAGCAGAAAAGAGUUUUAUUGCUGACUGUCCCUGGAAUGGAGGAGAGCACCUCUGAUGCAGACAAAACCCUCUCCAAGCAAGGCUGGGACACUAAAAAGACUGGGUCAUCGAGACCCAAAUCCUGUGAAGUUCCAGGAAUCAACAUCUUCCCGUCAGCGGAGCAGGAGAGCGCCCCAGCCCUGAUCCCCGGCGCGCACAACACGGGCGGCUCGCUGCCCGACCUCACCAACAUCCACUUCCCCUCGCCCCUGCCCACGCCGCUGGACCCCGAGGAGUCCUUCCCUGCCCUCAGCAGCUCCAGCAGCACGGGCAACCUGGCUGCCAACCUGACCCACCUGGGCAUCAGCUCUGCCAGCCAGGGAAUGACAACGACACCGGCCCCGUCCCAGCACCGCCAGCCCAGUGUCAGCCCCCUGUCCUUGGGCGCGGACUCGCGGCGACCUCAGUCCCAGCAGAUGUCCCCCACGCUGUCCCCACUGUCACCCAUCACUCAGGCCGUGGCUAUGGAUGCAUUGUCCCUGGAGCAGCAGCUGCCCCCGUACCCCUUUUUCACCCAGACCAGCUCCCAGCAGCAGCAGCAGCCAGCAGUGGCCAGUUCCCUGCCCCAGACCCCCCCUCUGCUGCAGAGCUCGGGGCUGCAGAGGGGCCCCCAGCUGCCCCCUCUGUCUGUCACGGUACCUUCCAGCAUCCCCCAGUCACCCCCGGGCAGCCAGAGCCAGCCCUCCAUGGGCAUUGACAUCAACUCGGCCUCACUCCAGCAGUACCGCAGUAAUGCUGGCUCCCCAGCCAACCAGUCUCCCACCUCUCCUGUCUCCAAUCAAGGCUUCUCUCCUGGCAGCUCCCCUCAACAUUCUUCCAUGCUGGGCAGUGUUUUUGGGGACUCCUAUUAUGAGCAGCAGAUGACAGCUAGGCAGGCUAAUGCCCUCUCCCACCAGCUGGAGCAGUUCAACAUGAUCGAGAACGCCAUCAGCUCCAACAGCCUGUACAGCCCCUGCUCCACCCUCAACUACUCGCAGGCUGCCAUGAUGGGACUGACGGGCAGCCACGGCAGCCUGCAGGACUCGCAGCAGCUGGGCUACUCCAGCCACGGCAACAUCCCCAACAUCAUCCUGACAGUGACAGGAGAAUCCCCCCCCAGCUUAUCAAAAGAACUGACCAGCUCCUUGGCAGGAGUGGGGGACGUCAGCUUCGACACGGAUUCCCAGUUCCCUCUGGAUGAACUCAAAAUUGACCCUCUGACCCUGGAUGGACUGCACAUGCUCAACGACCCCGACAUGGUCCUCACCGACCCCGCCACAGAGGACACGUUCCGCAUGGACCGGCUGUGAGCCGCGGGGCCCGCCCGGGCUGCCCCUCCUGGGGCUCUGUGCCCUCCUGGGGCUGCCCCUCCUGGGGCUCUGUGCCCUCCUGGGGCUGUAUCCCCUUCUGGAGCUGCCCCUCCUGGGGCUCUGUGCCCUCCUGGGGCUGCACCCCUCCUGGAGCUGUAUCCCAUCCUGAGGCUGUAUCCCUUCCUGGAGCUGCAUCCUUUCCUGGAGCUCCAUCCCAUCCUGGAGGGUCUGUACCAUCCUGGAGGAUCUAUCCUGAAGGGUCCAUCCUGAAAGGUCCAUCCCACCCUGAAGGGUCCAUCCUGGAGGGGCCAUUCCAUCCUGGAGCUCCAUUCCAGCCCGGAGGGUCCAUCCUGGAGGGUCCGUCCUGGAGGGUCCAUCCCACCCUGGAGCUCCAUCCCACCCUGGAGGGUCCGUCCUGGAGGGUCCAUCCCAGCCCGGGGAGCAGCUCUCGUGCCCCUGUACAAUCAGUAACCAGAGCUUGUUGUCCGAGCUUGCCGCGCUGCCGAGCCCGUCCCCGCCGCGUCGCCCCGAGCCGCUCGUUGCCGUCCAGCAGUCAGGACUCGUCCGGUUUGUCCCGGUUUGUCCCGGUGGUUUUCCCGGUUUGUCCCGGUGGUUUUCCCGGUUUGUCCCGGUGGUUUUCCCGGUUUGCCGUCGGCCUUUCCCUCUGCAGAGCCCCUUGGCCCGGUGGGACCUUGUCCCUGUCCUGUGCCCCAGGGAGGGGCUGGGGGCAGUCACAGGGCGAGGGGGGGGCUGGCACUGCCCGGGGGGGGGCUGAGGGGGCUGGGGGGGCCCUGCCCCUCGGGAGCCAACCCCGGCCGUGCACCGUGCCCUGCAGCUGGCACCGCCCGUGCCACUGCGUCCCUGCUGCUCCCUGCUGCUCCCCAGGCGUGUCCCGGCCCGUGCCCCUCCCUCCUCCCCGGCAGUCCCGGCACGGCCACCAGGCCCCCAAUCCACCUUCAACACUAUUGUUUUCUAAGCUUUUUAUGGUUUGUUUUGUUUUGUCUUUUUAAAAAAAAUAUAUGUGUAAUAUAUAUCUGUUUCUAUAUAUGGCUGCAUAUAUAGAGAGCAUUUCUGAGCACACAUGAAAGUUCUAUAAUUCAUUACUGGAUUAGACACAGGAUCAGAACAUCUUAAAGCAGCUAAAAAAAUAGAGACUAACCUGCAUAAUCCUAAUUUUUACUUUGUGAGAGAUUCCUGGGCAACAGGAAGGGCAUUUCCAUAGCGAUGCCAGGCUCGUAGAAUCAUGAUUUUUUAAUUUUUUAUUCUUAUUCAUUACUUAUUCUGUUACUUAUUUAUGAUUUUUUUGGUUGUUGUUGUUGUCAUUUAUUUUUUUUUAAUUUUAUUUAAAUAUUUGGAUAUUAGGAAAGUAGCUCAACUACAUACAGCCAAUGGAAGCACUCUACAUAAUAUUUGUACAGUACAUUUUUUUUGUGGUUUUAUUCCAGAAAUAUAUUAUAUAUAUAUAUAUUAUAUAUGUAGGUAUUUUUAAACUAACUGGAAUUUUACACAGAUGUUAAGCAGGAAUAUGGAAGCCCAAGGCAAGUUUAGAUAUUUUCCUUUGGAAAGGCAAAAUAGGGUGGUUGGAACUUAAAAAUUCCUUCAUUCACCCGGGGGAAAAAAAAAAUCUCUUGCUCCACAAUGGCCAGGAUUGAAUCCUCCAAAAUUCUGUUUAAUUAAAUGGAGAAUUGAUUAUUUCUGA